Molecule: messenger RNA, 1633 nt
Organism: Pyrus x bretschneideri (Chinese white pear)
Lineage: Eukaryota; Viridiplantae; Streptophyta; Magnoliopsida; Rosales; Rosaceae
Product: 2-oxoglutarate-dependent dioxygenase 21, chloroplastic
Exons: 4
Coding region: 369-1451 (360 amino acids)
Source: RefSeq, a predicted model, not a curated record
AAAAUAAAAUAAAAUUAUGGAUAAAAGAUUUUCAAGUACCAAGAGAUUGAGAUCAAGUUAUCAAGUACCAAAGGUUCUUCAUUAACAUUGGAAAACAUGUAUGAGAGAUUUGUAAACGACUUCUUCCGAGUAGGGAUUUGCAAUUCUCUCUCACAUAUCUUAAUCGGUUGAGUAAUUUUCUACUUCUUUAUUGUAACCAUGUCCGGUUCUAUCCCAAAUCAAGUUAAUUUCUGCCUUACCUUGGCCGAAUUACUGAGUUUACUGUCUUACCUUGCUUCUCACCAUAAUGAUUGGUGUGAAUAUAGCUAUUUUUGUGACCCAUAGUCACUGAUAUUAUUCCUAACUUGCAUCUUUAAAACUUACACAAUAUGAUAUAUGUAAUACUUUAUCAUAAAAAGCCCAGUCUUUCCGUAUGGAACUAUUCAUUCUGGAUUAUACAAUGCAACAUAUUUUGUCAAUUUUCGAAUGCAAAGGGUUCUGAUUCUGAUCUCUCUCAUCAGCUAGCUAAACUGCAACUUAUGGAGGAAAAGAUGAAGAUUUUGGUGCCAAUUUUGCAUCCUUCGCAAGUGACCACUAUUGAUGUUAGCCAGCUGCACCAGGACUCUCACACAAGGUCGGUAUUGGUCAGAAGUAUUCACCGUGCUUGCCAAGAAAUGGGGUUUUUUCAGGUUAUCAAUCAUGGAAUAAGCAAAACAGUCACUGAAAAUGCUCUUGGCUCGUUGUCAAACUUCUUUGAUUUGCCAAUGGAUCAGAAGAAGCUAUUCUCGUCUGAUGAUAUAAGCAAGCCAGUAAGAUUUGUGACUAAUUCGAGGGACUUUAUCAAACUUUAUGCCAACCCUAUUGAAAAUUGGAUUGAUUUAUGGCCUCAUAAUCCCACAGAAUUCAGAGAAAAUUUGGGAAGGUAUGCAGCGGAAGUAAAGAGAUUAAGCAUCGAUAUAAUUGGAGCCAUAGUAGAGAGCUUAGGCCUCGGUCCAACCUACUUGAGGAGCAGCCUGGGGCAAGGAAUGCAAAUGAUAGUAGGCAGCCGAUAUCCUAGGUGCUCCUCAUCUAGCAGUAUACUCGGAACAUCGUCACAUACAGACCACAGUAUCAUCACCAUCAUUCUCGAAAGUACGUCGGGGCUUGAGAUUAUGGAUUUCGCAGACAAUAAUGCUUGGAAGUCUGUUCCGGCAACCGACGCUACCCUUAAGGUUCUAGUAGGGAAUCAUCUCGAAAUACUCAGCAACGGGUUGUACAAGAGUGUUUUCCACAGGGUGGUUCCAAACCCUGAAAGGAAUAGGAUUUCUAUAGGUAGCUUUCUUAGCCUACCCAUGGAAGAGAUAAUGGAGCCUGCCAUGGAGCUCAUUGAUGAGCAGCAUCCCAAAAGUUACAAGGCAAGUAGCUUAGAUGAAUAUAUCAAGUUUCUCUCCUCCAAAGAAGAAAAAUCCUACAUAGAGAGUUUGAAGAUUUGAAUAAAUAACUUGAUCGGACACUUUAGCUAUGUAUUGAUAUUUUCUUUGUUGAUGCAUGCGAUAUUGCGGAGGGAAAACCACGUUAGGUAUAAAGGUGAAUGUUCUUAACCAACUAAAUAUGAGCAAUCGAGUGCCUAUAUGUAUUCAUGUUAAUAAAGAUGGUUUGUGUGGUUCAUCCUUUA